Molecule: messenger RNA, 3156 nt
Organism: Haplochromis burtoni (Burton's mouthbrooder)
Lineage: Eukaryota; Metazoa; Chordata; Actinopteri; Cichliformes; Cichlidae
Exons: 2
Coding region: 325-1137 (270 amino acids)
Source: RefSeq, a predicted model, not a curated record
GGCUCUUUGAGGAAACUCCUUUUUGUCUCUGUGCCACAUUGAAAAACAUACAGGUUAGGCUGAUGUCCGCUGUUAAAAGAUAACUCUUGGGCACAGAUCCUUUGCCCUUGUGAGUCAGAUCCAGCUUUGCUCACAGACAUGACACCACAGAGUGAGAAUGAGCCAACUGAGCUGAAGCAACCGGCACUAAUAAGGAGAAGAGAGCUGGGGCUCCUCACACUCACUGUUUUCCAUUUGCCCACGCCGGCAGCCGGGCUGGGAUGAGGGGCUAAAAUGUGAUUUUUUUAAAAGAAGAGAUCAACGCACAAGAGGUGAAACAGGGCAAUGACCUUCAGUCGCGACUUCCUGUCUAUACACAGGUCGCAUCAACUUUUAAAGUCGAUCUGGGAGAUAAGCUGCCUCUGCCUUCCUGGUUCAGUCACAAAAGGGGUGCACCCGGCCUCCAAAGGAUGGCUACGCAGGUUUUUGCUGCUGAAGCUGGUGACGGUGCUGCUGUUCCCCCAUGGGGUGGGCCUCCCCCUGCUCCUAGGCUGUGUAUUCAGCCUGCGUGCUCUGUUGCUCCUGCGCUCCCCUCACAUCUCCACCAAGCCCUCCACUGUCCUCCUGAGCCAACUGGCUCACUCAGAUAGCCUGGUGCUGCUGCACUGGGCGAUUCAGCUGGGAGCGACCCUGGGCAAGUGGAUGGAGGAGGCGGGCUGGAAGGCGGAGGUGAGUUUUAUGAAGGACGGGAAAUUGGUUUGGUGGAGAGAGGCUGCAAAAGUGCUCUGUCAUCAGCUGCUUGAUGCACAUCAGCUGGCCUCUCUGCUGCUGUUGGGUCUGCUGGGACUCGAGGCCACGCUGGUGUCACGCUGGCCUCAGCAGACUCGGAGAUUCAGGACUUCUCGCUGGGCGCAGCUCAGCUGCCGUCUGGCCUGGAUGCUUGUGCUGCUGGAACUCACGUCUUUGCUACACUGCAAAACAUUGCAGGACCCCUCAGCAUUUCAGGAUGCUCAGAUUUCCCCUCGUGGCAUCGUGCUUCCCCCCUCCCUGCCUACCUUCUCAUGUUAUCUGAGGAAGAUGUUAUGGCUGGUGAAUUCAUGGCUGCAUUACACCAUCUUCUAUGGUCAACCACAGAGGAAAAAGAGUUCUUAUCAUUAGACCUUUGUAAGAGGAGGAGAAAUGGUUGUAUUUAUACAAAAAGAAAAUCUUAUUUAUAAAAACUUAUUUUACAAGCCAGACUAUGUAAGCUUUUCUGCGAAUAAUCUGUCAUACAGACUAUUUGAUUUUAAUUUAUAAAACCAAUAAAAAAAAUAUACUAAUGUAAAAAUGAAUGCUUUAAAAUGUUAAUAAACAUGAAUUUGACUACAGAAAGCAAAGUAGAAGUUACACUAGGCCUUCUCUUCAGCUGGAACAGGAAAUAAGUAAGUAUGAAAGUGUUUCAUACUUACAGUAGUCAUAAAUAGACAACUAAUCAGUGACUAACCCAUCAUCUGAAUUCCCAUUUGCAUAGCCACUUAUCCAGUUCAGGAGCUUCAGAGUAAAAUGAAAGUGAUUUUUCAGAAACAGAUCAUCAUUGAGGAAAAUUAGCUUUAUGAAUGAUCUGAGGAAUUUGCUUUAAAAAUUAAUAACAUUUUAAUUUCUAUAAAUGACCUUUGAUUUGAUCUUUAAUUUGAGUCCACCUCUCGCCCUAUGACAGCUGAGGUAGGCUCCAGCUUAUCCCAGCAACUCUGAUAAGGAUACAAGGAAAACAGAAUGGAUGGACUUUUAAUUUGUAUCAUAUUUGCUUUAUCUGGCAUUUGGGGGGGAAAGCUGCAUUGUGGAGUUUAUUCAGGUUUUUCAGUAUCAUUGUAUCAUCAUUUCAUAUCUUUGUAUCAUAUAUGGUACACUAGGCAUCGAGGGGUUAAUCUUUGGAAUUUUUGUGUUUUAUCUGUUACAGGCGGAGCCAUGCACUAAAACAUUCCCUGCUUUAUCUGCAUCUGUUUGAGUCUUAAUGGGACUAUAAUUGACAAAAUUAAUGUAAUGUUAUAUUCAGUAAGAGUUAAAACAUGUGACUAUAACCAUUAACUCAUUAGGAAGCUCUUUACUGAGGUCACAUAUCAAAUAUGAAUUAGUGUAAUUUUCUCAUAAACUUCUAAACAAUUCUUCUUUUCUUUGUAUUCAAAGUCGUCACACCCUGCUCGGCACGACGAUUCAAAAAGAGUUCACAUUUAAGCCGUUUCACUUUUCAGUAACCACAUUUAAUGCCCAUCUUUUAUGUACAGUGUUUUAUGAACUGAGCAGAGGAACGUCUGACUGUCAGACAUAAAAAGACUGUUUAAUUCUUUUAAAUGCAACUUUUCAUGUGUAAACACAAACUAAAAGCAAGUUUAGUUUUUUUUAACAUUACUUGGAGUAACACCUGAAAUUUGCUUGGAGUUUAAAAUGAUGUAUUGACAUAUAUUACUAAAAAAACAAAUACUUUUGGUACAACAAAAUGUGUUGCAACAGGACAAAACAUCCUUUAAAUGGGAAUCUGAACACACACGGCUUUCACACUUGAUUUUUGAGAGGCUUAUAUGACAUGAUCAGCUUUACGUGCAAAUGCGCGCUCACUUGUUGUCUCUCCCUUAUUUAAACUGGCAGCCAGCCCAGGAAAUGGUGUUAAUACCAGAGUGCAACACAAUAAAAGGUUUGCCGCGGUAAAACCGCACACUAGAGCUCAUAACAGUCUUUUCUAAAAGGUUUCCAGUUCACUGCAGCUUUUCAUCAUUUCUUUUGUGCAGCAAAACGGAAAACAACAACAACAAGAACAACAAACUGGGAUGGGUCACAAGGAAGCUCUAAUGAAUGGAAAUGGCCUCAGUGUAAUUUCCGUAAUGUCUUCUAUUGAUUUAAUUUGUUACUAUGUGGAUAGUACAAAUCUGCACACGCUGAUUGGAAAAUAAUUUUCCUAAACAAUUUGAUGGAUGGUUAGUGAAAUGUGGGUAACUUUGGGCAGGACCAAAGCCACAAACACUCAGCUUGGCAGGCAGGGCUGUAUCAAGACAUGAUCUAACCAACCACCACAGUCAUACCUGAACUCCUCACAUUUGUCACAAAGCACAUGAAAGAUUCAAGACAACGACAGGUGCUUACAUCUGGAUAGAAUCUGCGACAUAACCACGUCACACACAGCAGUCAGUGCCGAGAAAUAUGUGC